Messenger RNA from Thamnophis sirtalis, 7658 nucleotides. NCBI's taxonomy places the organism in Eukaryota, Metazoa, Chordata, Lepidosauria, Squamata, Natricidae. The record is from RefSeq and is a predicted model, not a curated record.
AGUGAAUAAGCCUACAAAAUGUUUUGGUAUUGUUUUGUUAUUGCUUAGACACAACUGCUCAUUAACAAUAACACAUGUUCUGUUUUUAUAUGCAGAAUGAAGAACUUGGACAAAGACAAGUUUAAUAGUUUCAUAUUUGAGAGAUGCGAAAAUGCCAGCAGUUGAGAGCGAAGCCAAGGCAAAAACUAAGGUUCGUUUUGAAGAAAUAUUCAGGAAUCAUGCUGGUCUAAUUGAGAAAAAGAAAAUUAAAAAGAAACAGUUAAACUUCCCAGAGAAUAUUGUGCUAGAGACAUUAAAAAAUCAUCUGACCAAAGGAAGCGAAAAUGAGCCCAUUAUCAACAACACACAUAACCCUGAGGAAAAAAGUCCACAGAUCCCAAAACGUACGUUGAGAGAUAAAGCAUCAAUUGAAGAAAAAACAAAUGAUGUUAGCGGAGAGGAAAGCAAGCAAGUUGGGCUUAAGAAGAAGAAAAAGGCAGCCCUACAGAAACAACUUAAUGAGGAAGAAAAGGUAUCUGAAAUGAAGUUACACUCUUCUGAAAAAGAGAUUCAAGUUUUUACAAAGAAAAAAACAGACCGUGUGUUGCAGGCAGAUGCAGUUCAUUGGAAAGGUGACAGCAACAUGAAAGUUGCCUUGAGUGGACUACGAGACAGAUCUGAAUUAGAUGAGGAAGAAGAACAGCUAAUUCAAGCCUAUGAACAGCAAGUGGCUGAGGAAGAAGCAAGUGCAAUUAAGAAAAAAAUAAAAAAGAAACUUAAAGAACAGAUGUCUGAAUUCAUUCCCAGUGCUCAAAGUCCUGAAACAGUAUUGAACAAUGAAGUGAGAAAAAAGAAGAAAAAGAAAAAAGAAGUACCGGUUUCCUCUGAAUCUCAAACAAGUGCAAUGUUCCUGUCUGAAUUACAACAUGAGCCAGAGGAAGAAAAUACCAGGAAAAAAAGAUCUUUGGAAAGACCAUUUGUAUCCAAAUCUAAAGAAGGUGAUCUGUUAAUAGAGCAGGAAACAAAAGGCAAAAAAGCAAAAAGAAAAUCCCCCAAAGCUCUAGAAGAAGAUACUGAAAACAUGACAGAAAAUACUUUACACAUGACUUCUGGGAAUCUUUCACCAGAAUCUAAACCUGGGUUUGAUGAUAACCUUGUUUUAGGGGUUUACAUUCAUCGAACUGAUCGUCUUAAAACUGAUUUCAUGGUAUCCCAUCCAAUGGUUAAGGUUCAUGUGAUUGAUGAGAAAACUGGUUUAUAUGUGAAGAAAGAGAAUAGCAGUCGACGAGUUUCAUCCUUCUAUGAACAAGAGAAAGUGGGACAUAUUCUUCCUAUUAUGACCCAGCCUUACGAUUUCAGACAGUUUAAAUCAACACUACCACAAUGGGAGGAGCAAAUACUAUUCAAUGAACGUUUCAACUAUUUUCUCCAAGAUGCUGAAGGGACCCCCAAAGUAAUUCUGUUUUUUGAGAUCCUUGAUUUUUUGAGCAUGAAUGAUGCAAAGGCCAACUUUGAUAUUCAAGCCCAGGAAAGCGGCUUUCGGAAAAUCUGUUGGGCAUUUCUAAAGCUUGUUGGUGCAAAUGGAGUUCUGAACGUUGGUGGAAAAGUACGUCUUCAGUUAUAUUCUCCUCCUCCAAGGACCAGGUCACAACUUCAUGUGGUAGAAGUUUAUGACUGGUGGGCAAAAUGUCCUAGAAACAAUUACCCUUCAACAUUGUACGUAACAGUAAAAGGCAUCAAACUUCCCGAUCACGUAAACCCUUCUUUGCGAUCCAUGAUGGCUAUUCAGCAAGAAUAUCAUAGCACAUCAUUCUUGGAUCUACAGAAUGAUAAAUCUAAAACAAUACUGAAUUCUGGAACUCAAACGAAAAAGGAAGAACCAUUUAAGUGGUCAAAACUUCCUGGACAGGUGUGCCAAUUGCCGAACAAGUACCUUUUUUCCUUGAAAGCAGGAGAUAUGGGAUGUUUCUGCAUUCGUUUCUCUGAAGAUGGACGGACAUUAGCAGCAGGUUGCGCAGGAAGAGAUGGUUAUCCUGUUGUUUUGUAUGAGAUUCCUUCAGGAUGCUACCUAAGGGAGUUCUAUGGACAUCUGAACAUUGUGUAUGAUCUUUGUUGGUCAAAGGAUAAUCGGCAUCUUCUUACUGCUUCCUCAGAUGGCACUGCAAGAAUGUGGAAAAUUGAAGCUCAGGCUACAUCAGCCACCAAAGUUUUCCCACAUCCUUCAUUUGUCUAUGCUGCAAAAUUCCAUCCAGUAGCGGAGUACCUCGUUGUAACUGGAUGUUAUGAUUCUGUAAUUAGAGUCUGGAAUGCAAAAGUAAAGGAAAUUCAUGGGCAGCUUUUACAAGAAUUUGAUGGUCACAAAAGUUUUAUCAAUACUUUGUGUUUUAAUGCUGAAGGAUUUCACAUGUUUUCUGGAGAUGGCACUGGGUUAAUAAUUAUCUGGAAUACUUUUGUUAAAGAAAAUUCUCAGGCACCAAUUCAACACUGGGGCAUUGAUAAGGAAAUAAAUGAUGGUGACAUUAAAGGAACAGCAAUAAAUUAUUUGGAGGUACAUCCAAAUGGAAGGCGUUUACUUAUCCAUACCAAGGAUAGUACUGUAAGAAUUAUGGAUCUUCGAAUCUUAGCUACUAAGAAAUAUAUUGGUGCUACAAACUAUCGAGAAAAAAUUCAUAGCACUUUAACACCAUGUGGAACAUUCCUCAUUUCUGGAAGUGAAGAUGGUGUAGCGUACGUUUGGAAUUUAGAAACAGGUGAUCAGGUAGCUGUGUAUUCUGAUCUUUCUUUCACUUCCUCCCUUCGUGAUGUUGCUUUCCAUCCACAUGAGCAUUUGGUAGCAUUUUGUGCCUUUGGUCAGAAUCAGCCAAUCCUUGUGUACAUUUAUGAUUACAAAGUGGCCAAGCAGGGGAUUGAGGCAGUAAAGGAUUUGAGUGGAUCACAACUAACCAAGUCCCCCAGAAGCCCACAAACUCUCAGCAUGUCUGCCAGUGUUCCUGCCCAGAAGAAUCUGAUGAUAUCGUCAGCUGACCAGUUUGCAAAUGUUGCAAAAAUAUCAAUGAGGAUGCAAAAAGUCAAGCAAAGGCUGGAUUCUGUUACGGCCAGUUCCAGUCCAAUACUUUCUAGCCAAUCGCUGAUGCCACCCCACUCCAGAUUAAGACUGACAAACAAUCUAGGCAGCUUCAUCCCAAUAGGAAAUGCUUUCAGCCAAACACCAUCAGCUGGACUAAACUUGAACAGUCAUUUUACAGCUUCAUCAUAUGCCAGAGGAGAUGCUAAUUCAAUCUCUGUCCAGGAAACAGUAGUGGCUCUUUAUGACUACACAGCACAUCGAUCAGAUGAGCUAACCAUCCACUGCAAUGACAUUAUCCAAGUGUUGUACAAAGAUAAUGAUAACUGGUGGUUUGGUAGUCUGGCGAAUGGACAACAAGGCUAUUUUCCAGCCAAUUAUGUGGUUGGAGAAACACAAUAUGAACAGCAGCAAUCUAAAGUAUUAGCAGAAGAAUCUACUCUUCCAUCCAAUGAAUUUAUAAAAGUAAUAUCACCAGCUGUGCCUGAGAUGCUAGCAGAUACCAGCAAGUUGGGAGACCAAAGAUUUGUUUCAGUGAAUGACACAGACUACCUGGCUGAACAAAUUACAUGUGGGCAAACACAGAAGGGCCUGGAUAUAGAGGGACAAGAAUAUAAGACAAAUGAUUGCAUCCCAUUCAAUGAUGUUGAGGAUGAGCCUAAGAAAAACAGGAAGAAAAGAAAGAAAGGGAUGGUGAAAACUACUAAUAUAAAGGGAACAUCUGAUGAUGGCUUCCAGCUGAACUAUCCAGAAGCAUAAGUGUCCAUUAUGUUUGUGGCUGUGAGUUUCAUGGCUUAAAAGUACAUGGAAAAUAAUGGAACUAUUGCAGCCAAGGAACUAGGGGGAAAAUAAAUUCUGAAAGUUCAAGUAAAACUCAACAUGAGUUAAAAUUUUAAUAAUGAUUGGGCUUAGACCAAUUUGGAUAUACCUCGCUAUCUGAAAUUAAUGAAAUAUCUAAAAUUUUAUUAAAGCUCUUCAGGUAACCGAAACAAAGCAGUCCAGUUUUCUAAAAGUUGAAUAAUACCAUUAUGGGUAAAGACAUGAGCUUAAAGUUUCUUAUAAUCUACAAAGAAAAACCAACCAGCUUAAUUGUGAGAGAAACACUCUAUUCUAGAAGGUCUAAGAAUGCAAUAUUAAAUACUUGUAUCUGAUUGUGAUGAAGGAGUUUAAAGUUAAGUUACCAGCUCAGUGCGUGAUUUUAUUAUUCCUGCUAUACACUUACAUAAGAUUAGCCACUGCAAGUGGCUUGAAGAGAACGAAUUACAAGAAAACUAUAUUGUAAAAGGGAGUGUGUAUCUCCACCAAGCUUUUUGUAUGUUAACUUUUAAAUAAAAAGGUGAUAUAUAUUUUGAUAUAUAUUUUUAAUGUGAACGAAUUUACAAAAUUCAUUUUAUAAAUUUGUAAAGGCAAUUUUUUUCCUGCUUUUAAAGCACAAUUACUCAUUUUUUCCUACUGUUUAGAAAAAUAAUUUGACAUCUGUAUAUGAGUGAGAUAUGUUUUUAGGCAGCACAUGUUUAUGUUCAGGUGUAGCUGUUUUCAAAUUAAAAAGCAUUAAGUUGUGAAUGGUGUAUCAGUGAUGAUUUCCGGUAACUUUAUUUAUUAUUCUCUUGUGUAUAUAUGUUGACUACUGAUGCUCACAUUAUUAUUUAUACCAUGUUAGGAAAUUCUGCCCUCUUCCUUUCUGAAGCAAUAAAUAACAUAAAAUUAGAAACUGCUUUUUUAGUAGUCAUGGCAUUUGAUUCCAUAAAGAAAAAAAAAGAAGUGAGAAUAACCAAGUUGACCACCGAUGUGGAAAAUAACACCCAGAUGCACAGGAUUAAAUUUCAAAUAUUAUACAGUCAUCCCACAUGUUUUACAGGCAUAAAUAAUAAAAAAUAUUGAAUAUCUAUUUAGCUGAAAUGUAGACAACCCUGAAUUUAAAACAACCCUCAUUCCACAAAACAAGUGCAGACACAAAUAUAUAUUUAACUUAUUAGUUUUAUAUGCUGCCCAUCUCAUAGUUGAAGUACGUAUGCACAUUCAUUUGCAAUAAUGGUCCAUGCACAUUUAUAUUGGUUAAUGAUGAGUUGCAUGAGAUUGGUGUCUGAAUACACACAGAGCAAUCUCAUCCUUAAUAAAUGUGUAACUUAAUUGCAAAUGAAUGGUUUACCUGUAGGUCCGUGAUGGUGAACCUAUGGCACACAUGCCAGAGGUGGCAUGCAGAGCCCUCUCUGUGGGCAUGUGCGCCAUUGCCCCAGCUCAGCCAGGUGGUCACUGAGUUUCUGACUCACGCAUGGGUGCCGGCCAGCUGGUCGUCGGGUUUCUGGUGCUCUAGUGUACAUGGGCAUCUUCCGGUUUGGGCACUCUGUGCCUAAAAGGUUUGCCAUCAUUACUGUAGGUUGUGAAUCUCCCUGCCGGAAACCAUACUAAAAACUAUUUAUCAGGACUAAACAAUGUAUAUUGAAUAUUACACAAAUGUGCAUCAAUUGAAUUAAAAAUAGCUAAAUACAGUGCUUAUAAAUUAAGUUUCCCAAUAAAAAAUAACUCAGCCCAUCUGGGUAUACCAACUAUUAUCACACACAAACUAUUGUUGCACACAAAAUUAUACUGCAUACGAAUGCAUACCUUCUGUCCCUUUCUCCCUGCCACAAUGAAAAAAAUGAAUGAACUAGGGGGAAGAAGUAAGGGGUCAAGGAAGGAAAAGAGAGAGAAGCCCUGUAAUACAAAGGGUUAAAUUUACCAGGGAGACAGCCCUUCCAAACAUCAGUUAAUAUGCUGUCUUAACUUCAAUAAUCAUUCUAAUUUAUUUAUUUCACAGCAAAUGUCAAUUGACUCCUUCAGGUCACUCCCCAUAAGGUAAAAUGUAUGUGUGUAUAUAUAUGUGUUUUAAUUGUGUAAGAAGAUAAUAGGCCAAUCUAGAUAUAAGCUCAGCAUGAAGAACAUGCUGUUCUGCUUCAUCAGGCUAGGAUGUAGAUGAUGAUGAGCCAAAACAUCUGUCUAGAACAGCAAAACUACUUAAUCAACAGUGUUAUUAAUCCAUAAUGUUCAUAUCAAAGGAUGGAAAUAAGAGAUAGAACUGUGGAUAUAAUUGGCAAUUUUAUCUUUAGAUAUCUCUAAAGAUUUUGAAGAACAUAGGGGAUAAGAUAAAACAUGGUUACACCUUAUGAGUUAAAGAUUACAAAGUGGUAGUAGCAUCUGCUCAUCCUAGUUUUGUAGAACAACUAUCAUAAUGAUAGGUCAAAGAUUCCAUAAAAUAUAACCUGCUAAUCCGGUUGACAUCUUUUCCUUUAUAUUAUCACCACUUUUGAAUGGUUCAGAAGAAUUCUCAUGAUUAUAUUCCAUUGUCCAGCUUCAUUUUAUCAAGAUAAUUAGGGCCGCUUCAAUCCCAGAAUGAGACUGAAACAAAAAAUGCAGUUGAUCUACAUUUACAAUACAGUUUUAAAUGGCAAAUAAUGGGAAUUAAUAUUUUUUCACAAAAAUUUAGAAAAGUAAAAUUGUCAUUAUUUGCUUCAUCAGUUCACUGGAAGAAUGCUAUAUUUCUGAUUAUUCUGCUUAUUUAAUAUCCUCAAUUUGCCUUUUAAAAUUUUUCCUUCCUUAAAGCAUAAUUUAAACAUGCAUCAUGCUAUAUAUUAGGCAUUGCUGAGAAGUAGCCAACAUUUUGAUGCUCGUUUGGAUGGCAUCACUAACUAUUAAUCUGAUAUUACGGACAUGGAAGAUAAAAAUAACACUUCACAUAAACACCACAAAGAAGUGGUAGCUGUAAUCAAAGGCACAGCUCCUCCUUUUCAGCUUGCAAACUAGGGCUUCAAUUAUGUACAGUGUUUUGAAGCUGAAUGGAGCUGCUUUGCCACACUUUCCAAAUUGAAAGAGGACAGGCAAAAACAAUAUCCUUUAAGGCACUGUUCCAAAUAGCAAUUAAGGAGUGAAAUCAGAUAAAAGCCCAUACAUGAAGAUUUAUGGAGCUGAAAACAUACUUUUUAAAAUGGCAUUGCGGCUAUUGUCACUAUAACAAUAGUGGGGGUUUUAUUUGCAUUCAUCUUCCCACCCAACUCAUGGAGUUAGAAUCCUUUACAGCUUUUCAUUUGAAUUAAUACCUGUCAGUCUUUGUUGCUGUAUGCAAAGAUAUUUGUUGAACAAGACAGCAUGCAAAUCAUUCUCAAUGCCCAAAGUGGUCAUUAAUAUUAUAAUAACAGGCCUCUUUUCCCUAAAUAUGAGUAAAGGUCAGCAUUUACAAAAACUCCCUGCCUUAUUUUUAUGCCUUUUUUCUUAGAUACUAGACUAGCAAAAGAAAGAAUCCCAUCUUUUCAGGUACUGCAACAUUUUCAGUAUGAAAUUUCAAUAUUGUAUCUAUGAUACCUGAAUAAUAUGACAUAAUGUACAUUUCUGUGAAAAGUUCUAACAUAAUGGAAUACAUUUCCCAGAAAAGCAGUUUCACCACACCAUUGGUGUGGGAGAGUGUUAUGUGGAUUUAUAGGAAGAGGAAAAAAUGUUCUUUGGAAAUGAUUUUAAUUAAUUGCUUAUUUUCCUUUAUAAACAUCUGAAUGACAAGUGACUGUCUUAUGAUCUAGAAAUGGUUCUUUAUUUUGUAAAAUUUCAGGUGUAGCUUUUUGUCAAAUUAAACAUUAUGCUUACCAUU